Gracilinanus agilis (Agile Gracile Mouse Opossum) is the source of this 930-nucleotide messenger RNA. RefSeq names its product olfactory receptor 4P4-like. The coding region runs from base 1 to 930 and encodes 309 amino acids. Lineage: Eukaryota; Metazoa; Chordata; Mammalia; Didelphimorphia; Didelphidae. The record is from RefSeq and is a predicted model, not a curated record. Gene Ontology annotation, biological process: G protein-coupled receptor signaling pathway. Gene Ontology annotation, molecular function: G protein-coupled receptor activity; olfactory receptor activity. The transcript has a single exon. Gene Ontology annotation, cellular component: membrane.
AUGGGACAUAGAAACAACGUCACUGAAUUUAUCCUGUUGGGUCUGUUCAGUAAUCAAGAGGUAAAGGAAGCCUGUUUUAUUUUCUUUUUGCUUUGCUAUCUUCUGAUCUUGCUGGGAAAUCUCUUCAUCCUGACCACCAUCAGAUUUAGUCAACUCAGUGAACAGCCCAUGUAUUUUUUCCUAAGUUACUUAUCUUUCAUGGAUGUCUGUUUCACCUCCACUGUUGCUCCAAAACUAAUUAUAGAUUUAUUGGCUCAGAAAGCAACCAUCUCCUAUGACAACUGCAUGGCCCAGAUGUUCUAUACCCACUUCUUUGGAGCCACAGAGAUCUUCAUCCUGGUGGCAAUGGCCUAUGAUCGCUAUAUUGCCAUCUGCAAGCCACUACAUUACACAGUCAUCAUGAGAAGACGGGUAUGCUAUCUUUUUUUGCUGGUCUCCUGCAUAGUGGCAUUCAUUCAUUCAAUCAUGCAAAUAUUGAUUGUUGUGCAGCUGCCUUUCUGUGGCCCCAAUAAAGUAGACCAUUAUUUCUGUGAUGUAUUUGCUCUGCUAAAGCUGGCCUGCACAGAUACUUUCUUGAUUGUUAUUGUAAUAAUUGGUACAUCAGGGAUGCUGGCUCUUUUGACUUUUGUGGUCUUGGUCAUUUCUUACGUCAUUAUACUGACCUCCUUGAGGACUCAUUCUUCGAAGGGUCGGCACAAGGCUUUUUCUACCUGUGCAUCACAUAUUACUGUAGUUCUCAUGUUCUUUGUGCCCCUCAUCUUCACAUAUGUGCCUACUGGCAAUUCUUUCAGUGAUGAUAAAAUAUUUGCCCUCUUUUACACCAUCAUUGCCCCCAUGUUCAACCCUCUCAUCUAUUCCCUGAGAAACACUGACAUGAAGAAUGCUAUGAGGAAAGUAUGGCUACAAAAACUGUUUUCCAAAGGAAAGUGA